Monascus purpureus is the source of this 1185-nucleotide messenger RNA. The record is from the annotation of a GenBank genome assembly. Lineage: Eukaryota; Fungi; Ascomycota; Eurotiomycetes; Eurotiales; Aspergillaceae.
AUGGAAUGCCUCCACGCCCGGAUUCCAUACUCGUCAUGGCGUCUACGAGUAUUCAGACAGCUCUUCCUAUCACUUCCCAAUGGCACCCAUCCGAGCCGUCCCUUAAGCACAUCCCGUGAAGAAGACAGCAAAGAUGACAGCUCGAAGCUCGAUAAUUCCUCUUCCUCCUCCCCCCGUCCAUCCGAAUCACUCCCUCAAUCGCCUUUCCUGAAUCUCCCCCCAGGCGGACUCGAGAAGAAACGCAAGAAACGGCCAAAACCAGAGGACACAAAGGACCUGCGCAAUAACCCCUGGGCCAUGGCGCUGGUGUCUCCCCCGCGAAUGUGUUCAGCGACCGGAAUGAGGCUCCCAACUGCUUUCCUGACGAAGUGGGGUCUGGUCCAGCGGCCUGGUUCGGAGGAUUUAUGGCUCUUACCCGUGGACUAUAUGGAGGAUGAACUUGCUGCGACUACACACGCAGGUACAGACACACACCCAGAUGCAGAUUCUAAAGCAUCCGGAAAUAAUGCUAAACGAAAACGCCCCCUCGCUCUACGACUUGUCGACCGGCUUUUAGCCAUUAGAAUGAUUACGGAUACAUUUGCCCGCGUUGUUUCGUCGAAGAAAUCUCCCGCCCUGCGCUUGGCGCCCGCUCGAUGGAAGUACCCCCUCGGCCCUCUUACGCCCCGGGAAGAAGAUAAGAUUAUCUGGCGGCAGGAUAUGCCAGAUUUUCUUCUCGGGAGGAUGAGGAGGGAGGUUGUUGAGAGUCUGAAAAGGGCGUCUGAUCGGUUUAAGCACUCUGGUCGCGAGAAGGGGGUAUGGCGGGAGGUUGAGUUGGAUGGGGACUUCGAAGAUGCAAUUGUCGAGGGGUUGGGGCGAUUGCCGUCGUUUGAGCGUAUGGGGUGUGGUGUUGUGUUGAUCCUGGAGUCCGGAAGGCCAUUAUCAUCGUCGCCAGAACCGGCUGCCUUGAAUUCUUCGGUGUUUCCGGACUUUGUGACUCUCCCGCAGACCAAGUCCAAGGUUCCCGUACUCGAUCUUUCCGUACUUCUCUCGGAAGAUGAUCUUAACGCGCUCCGGGAGCAUCAUCCACGUUUCCGGGAGAGGAUGCUGUUCUUCCGGGCUGACGACCGUGUCACGGUGGAUGCAAUUAUCAGUCUGUGGAGGUUCAAGGGGUCGGUCAUGCAUGACAGGCAAUAUUUAUCCUAG